CGGGCGGGGCGGCGGCGGAGCGCGGGCUGGGUACGGCCGGGCCGGGCCGGGAGCGCCGUGUCCUGAGGGGAUCCCGCCGUGUCCCACCGCGAUCCCCCUGUUCUGAGGGGAUCCCGCCUUGUCCCGCUGGGAUCCCGCCGGGAUCCCGCCCAUCCCCGCGCCCCUGACGCCGCGUUUGCCUUGAAGGAGGCCCAGGAUGGCGGAGAGACCGGAGGACCUGAACCUGCCCAACGCCGUCAUCACCCGCAUCAUCAAGGAGGCGCUUCCUGAUGGAGUCAAUAUUUCCAAAGAAGCCCGGAGCGCGAUCUCCCGAGCAGCGAGUGUGUUUGUGCUGUAUGCAACAUCAUGUGCAAAUAACUUUGCCAUGAAGGGGAAGAGAAAAACCCUGAAUGCUGGGGAUGUGCUCUCUGCCAUGGAGGAGAUGGAGUUUCAGAGAUUCGUGGCCCCUCUGAAGGAAUCCCUGGAAGUUUACAGGCGGGAGCAGAAAGGAAAGAAAGAGGCCAGGAAAGAUAAAGACAAGAAGGCAGACUCGGAAGAGCAAGAUAAGAGCCGAGAGGAGGACAAUGAUGAUGAUGAUGAGAGGAUGGAGGAGGAAGAACAAAACGAUGAGGAAGAGCUGGACAACUGAGCUGGCUCGUGGGCAGGGGCUGGGGUGUGCUCAGAGGGUUGUAAACACUGUAAAUGGACCUUGCUGCAUCCCCUGGAGUAUCCAUUAGAGCUUUGUACUGCCCCUCUGUGGCCUGUCCCUUUUGGCCUGUAAUUUGUACAUCAAGGACUGUGCUGAAGCUUUUCCAUGGCAGGGUGGCUCCUACCUGCGCCUGGGGGGCUUUGGCCCUCCCCAGGCUCUGGGCAGGCACUUCCUGGGCUUUUGAUGCUGGGUUGGCUCUGAAAGAGAGGAAAAAAGAACUGGUGGGUGCUCAGUGCAGAAACUGGCCAGGAGAACAUGAGACUCUUGAAUAUGAGGGGCUGAAUCUAGCAGAUCAUUCAGAGAUCACUUCUGGGGUGUAGAAUGUAGGUGAUGAUGUCCAGAGGCUUGGGAGCUGCACACUGGAGCUUUUGAUCCAGUUGAGUUAUUCUUUUCCCUUUGUUUCCUUGCAUCCCGGCUGUGCCUUCUCUCCCUGCUGUACUGUGACAGUGACACUGUGUCCAGCCUCAGCAGCAGCACAAGGUGGCUGUACAGGGACCACAAGUUCACUCACUGACUCAUCCAAACUAACCUAAAUCCAAGAAACACACAGUGCUGAUGGGUAAACUGUACACUGACAGUGUCUUUGAGAGCCCUGAGAGACAAAGAGGAGACUGAUUCAAAAUCUGAAGCACAAGGAGGGGCUCACAUGAGGAGCAGGGCUGAAAACAGGUGCCUUUGUGCAGUGCUGGGGGUGUGACAGGUCAGUGUCACACUGGGGGGCUGGUGGUCUCACCUGACCCCUGCAGCAGCAGCUCCUGCAGCAAACUGAGAUGUGCUAGAACAGAGUGGUGAAUUGUGGUUCUUUUCCCCUUUUCCCAGUUGGGAUAGGCUAAUUCCAUCCAAGCUCCCUCUGUAGCCUUUGCUGGUCAUUCCAGGGAUGCCUCUGGGAGGGCAGCAGGGCCAGGGUGUGCCCACCCAAGGGGCCCAUGUCGUUUCACAGAAGGCCCCUGCAGGAAGGAAGAGUUGAGAGAAGCUGUUGGUAUCCCUUGUGCUAGUGUAGGUUUGUGCUUUUCCACUUAACUCUUAGUUCUGAUGCCUUUCUCCCUCAGGAAGUUUUAGAUACAUUUAAAACCCCCAGGUUUUGAUGAUGUUCAGUUUUAAAAUAGCACUUGUGAGGAAUUCUGGAUCCUUUCCACCAAAAAAUGGUGGCAGCUACCCACAAAAACCACCCUGCCUUCCUGCUUUUCUGGCUGGCUGGAUUUUCAUACGCACACAAGCCCAGCUUCUGAAAAUAACUGAACCAACACAGAUCUUCUGCUGUCUAGUUUCUGCUGGCAUUCUGUUGGGCUGUGGAAAGCCUGAGCUGAUGAUGUGUUCCUCACAUUUCUGAUAAACACCCACCUUCCAGCUCUUUUCCUCUUUUUUUUUUUUUCCUCUUCAGCACAUAUCUGGGGUGCAUAUUCUGGAAGGGAAUGAGAUCUAAAUAAAAGCCAGAUUUUUUU
Serinus canaria (Common canary) is the source of this 2130-nucleotide messenger RNA. It is a transcript of the gene POLE3, whose product is annotated as DNA polymerase epsilon 3, accessory subunit. Gene Ontology annotation, cellular component: epsilon DNA polymerase complex; CHRAC. The transcript has 4 exons. Gene Ontology annotation, molecular function: protein heterodimerization activity; chromatin DNA binding. NCBI's taxonomy places the organism in Eukaryota, Metazoa, Chordata, Aves, Passeriformes, Fringillidae. Gene Ontology annotation, biological process: heterochromatin formation; leading strand elongation; DNA damage response. The coding region runs from base 197 to 628 and encodes 143 amino acids. The record is from RefSeq and is a predicted model, not a curated record.